CUCUCUCUCUCUUCAAUUCUCUCCUCUGCACAACUAUGCCUACUCGAUGCGAGAUCCUCUGCGAGAUCCUCCUCGCUAUAUUUCUUCCUCCUGUCGGUGUUUGCUUCAGGCAUGGCUGCUGCAGCGUCGAGUUCCUCAUAUGCUUGGUGUUGACUAUCCUAGGUUACAUUCCUGGAAUCAUUUACGCUCUCUAUGCCAUCCUUUGCGUCGAUCGCGAUACCUACAACGCCGAUCAGUACCGUUCGCUUGCCUAAUGUUCGCCCUCUCUCUCUCUCUAGGAUUUGUGUUUGAACUGUAUUGUGAUGAAUUCGCUUGUGUUUGAACUCUCAGUAUUGAAUAUGUAGAUGGAGCUUGAUUUUAAAGUGAUUUGAUCUGAAUGAUGUGGAUAAGUGGAUGUUUGUGAUGAUAUAUCGGAAUAUUUGCUUGAUAAUAAGUCAGUGGUUGUGAAUGGAAGUUGUUCUGAUA
This is a messenger RNA of Camellia sinensis, 465 nucleotides long. Lineage: Eukaryota; Viridiplantae; Streptophyta; Magnoliopsida; Ericales; Theaceae. The record is from RefSeq and is a predicted model, not a curated record.